GUAUUUAUUUAAAAAAAUGGCUGAUAGCAACGAGACUCGUGAACGGAAACGAGAAAUAGAAGAGAAAAGGCGAAGGCUAGAUGAACUUAGAGCUCUUAGAGCUGCAAACCUUUCAAGACAAAGAGUUGAUGGAAGAGCUUCUUUGAUGAUUGACACAAGAAGAGCAAAGACGAUGACACCUGCAGAGUUUAGAGCAAUGUUGGAAAGUGAUGGAAUUGAAUCCAAACUUAGAGAAGAGGCUCCAAGUGAUCCAAGCAGUACUAAUUCGACAUCUCGAGAGUGCAAUGGAGGCUUGCAUUUGGAAAAUCAUAUUGGAAAUAAUGCUUUAAAUGCAAAUGCUCGUGUUAAGCGUCCUCAGAAUUUGUCAAUAAUUCCAGCUCAAUCAAUUUCGAUUAAACAACCGAGGACAGAAUGCCUCCAAUAUUGCAAAACUACCCAAACUGACGAUGAAAAAAAAUCUGAUGGGGAAUUUAGUAUGGGCUCACAAGAAUUUGCUUUUGAUGAUGAAGUGUCGAUUGAUGAAGGGGCUGGACUUCAAAUUGGAAGUUUUGAUGAAUCUCCAACUAGAGAGAUUAGGAAGCAUCUUAAUAAUUUGCAGUUUAAUAAUCAUGGACAACAUGUUUGUUUUUUUUUUAAUUUAAUGUUGAAUGUAGCGUUUGCGAUUGCGAUAUUUUUCAUCUUUCUUGGAAGAUGA
Messenger RNA from Meloidogyne enterolobii, 694 nucleotides. Lineage: Eukaryota; Metazoa; Nematoda; Chromadorea; Rhabditida; Meloidogynidae. The record is from the annotation of a GenBank genome assembly.